CGCAAAAUUUCUUAAGUGAGGACCCAAAAUUUCGGUCGAAGCAGUAAAGAAGUAUUCACUGUGUGAGAUAUUCAGCUUCACCUUGACAUAUGCUUGCUAGGACUUGACUGUCACUAUCCUUCACUUCCUCGAAUACCGCAGAUUUACUUGGACCACCCGGACCAUUUGUUCGUGUGUCCUCGUGCCAGAAUCAUCCUCCGCAAUACUUCCGCGCACCGUACAGAUCUGAAUCAAGAUGUCGGCAGAAGAAGCCGUGACCGAGGGGCUUCAGACACCCCUCGAUCAGAACGCUCAAGCAGCCGCAGAUGCAGAAAAGAUGCUAGCUGAGCUGCAAGGCGAGACGACCGCAGACGAGCCGGUGAAAGAAACGAAUGGCGCGGACAAGCCAACAGAGGAAGCUGCCGAGAAGGACGCUUCUGAAGAGAAGGAAGAUAGAAGUGAACGACGAAACGACCGCUUCGACCGCGGUGGUAGAGAGCGAGGCAGAGGUGGUCGAAAUGGCCUCGGAAACCGCAACUACCGUGACAACAUCAAGUCAGACCUGACGUCGCAGGAGAUUAGCAGUGAUCCUGUGGCUAUCCGCAAGCAGGUUGAAUUCUACUUUUCCGAUUCCAACCUCCCACACGACAAAUUCCUACUUGAGUCAGUCGCUGGAAGCGAGAACAAAUCCGUCCCGAUUGAGACCAUCCACAAAUUCAAGCGUAUGCGUCACUUCCAGCCCUUCGAAGCCAUUGUAGAAGCAUUGCGAGAAUCGGACUUCCUCGACUUGACCGAAGAUGAUACAUGCAUCCGCCGAAAGGAACCUCUCCCAGAAAACCUCAACGACGGUCCAGAUCCAGAUGCGAUCAGAGUAUUCGAGGACCGCGCCAUGCCCCGCAGCGUCUACGUCAAAGGAUUUGGCGAGGAGGUUCCCAGCACUCAAUUCGAUAUUGAAGCUUUCUUUGCUCCAUACGGUCCUACCAACGCUGUGCGCCUGCGACGAACGGAUCAGAAGCUGUUCAAAAGCAGUGUUUUUGUUGAAUUCGAGACCGAGGAAUUGGCCAAUGCAUUCCUGGCAUUGGACCCCAAACCAAAGUACAAGGGCAAUGACUUGCAGAUCAUGAGCAAGAAGGAAUACUGCGAAAAGAAAGUUGACGACAUCAAGGCAGGCAAGGUCCGCCCAAACAAUAGACGAGGAGAGGGAAGAAGAGACGACAGAGGCGGCCGUGAUGGUCGAGAUGGCAAGCGCAAGCGUGAUGGAGGUGACAACCGCGACUGGAGAACACGAAGAGAAGAGGAUCAGAAACGUGGUUUCAGAGACGAUAACAAGCGAGGUCAUCGGGAUCGUGACUCUCGUGGUGGACGGGGCGGCAGAUUCAGAGAACCCGAGACAGACGAGAAGGGCAUUCCGAAAGUCAAGUCUUCAGCAAGAGAUUCUGGACGUGAUGACGCUCUGGCAAAGGCUAGGGCGGCAGUUGAAGCUGAGAACAAGAAAGACGAGCAGGAUGCCGCAGACAAUGUGGAGUCAUCAGAGCAAGAUGCAACAGCCGAUGCCACGACUGGUACUGCGAACGCCGUUACUGAAAGUCUGGAGGCCGAUGUUGAAGCAACUACAGGCAAGAAGCGAGCUCGAGAGGACGAUGAUGGCGAGGCCGAACGAGAGAUCAAGAAAGUGGAUACCAAGUCUGAAGUCAACGGAUCUUGACAACAUUCUUGAUGGUAUUCCGGUCGUUUUGGACGAGCGGCUCGAGUUAUUCUUUGAGCGACCAGACCUUGCUAUUUCUAAGCCCAUCGUUGGGCAUCUGAGGCCUUUGAACUCGGCGUUUGAUUGCAUGGGGCUCAUGGUGAGGCUGAUCCUGAGGCAUAUCAAGAUCAUAGGGACAUGACAUUAAUGCACAUUGAAAAUCAGCAUCGCACAACGAGUUUGUUGUUUGUUGUUGACAUGGUGAAGAUGUAUUAUCUCCGCCCAUCACUUCGUCCUCAUUUAGAUGCAUCUGUAUGUCGUGUUUGCCAAUCCACAACAAACAAUGCUUCACUCUG
Molecule: messenger RNA, 2019 nt
Organism: Exophiala viscosa
Lineage: Eukaryota; Fungi; Ascomycota; Eurotiomycetes; Chaetothyriales; Herpotrichiellaceae
Product: lupus La protein
Exons: 3
Coding region: 236-1684 (482 amino acids)
Biological process (GO): RNA processing
Cellular component (GO): ribonucleoprotein complex; nucleus
Molecular function (GO): RNA binding
Source: RefSeq, a predicted model, not a curated record